Messenger RNA from Phyllostomus hastatus (greater spear-nosed bat), 2212 nucleotides. RefSeq names its product zinc finger protein 510 (gene ZNF510). Gene Ontology annotation, biological process: regulation of DNA-templated transcription. Lineage: Eukaryota; Metazoa; Chordata; Mammalia; Chiroptera; Phyllostomidae. The transcript has 7 exons. Bases 392 to 2140 code for a protein of 582 amino acids. The record is from RefSeq and is a predicted model, not a curated record.
GUUCCACUAGACUGGUGCGGCUCCCUCUCGCCUCGCUAACCCUGAGGGUUCCAACAUCAGGCCUAAGUCUCAACGUCUCUGGAACAAAGUGGCUUUGUGUGGCAAGAAGGAGGGAACCCUGGGGUAGGAGUCCCACCUGGAAGAACAGCCUAUCUGACAGGAGCUGCUCUGACCAGAGCUUUGGACCAGAUGCAGGAGAACCCAGAAAGAAGCGGGUCCUGAUUUACUCCCCCCAGAAGCAAUUCUUAGGCACCUUGUCCAGAGAGAGCCAGACUUGGUGAUGUCGCCAUAUCCAGAAGCCAUCACACUCUGUGUGACAGUGGGAACGUUGGACUAGCUUGCAGAAGGUUAUCUUUCACAGUUCUCUACACUCUCCCAAGAACAGCAGAAAAUGAACAUACCUCAAGCAUCAGUGUCAUUCAAGGAUGUGACUGUGGAGUUCACCCAGGAGGAGUGGCAGCAAAUGGGUCCUCUUCAAAGGACCCUGUACAGAGAUGUGAUGCUGGAGAACUACAAUAACCUAGUCUCAGUGGGAAAUUGCAUUUUUAAACCAGAGGUCAUCUUCAAGUUGGAACAAGGAGAAGAACCUUGGUUCUUAGAGGAAGAAUUCUCAAACCAGAGUCACCAUGAAUAUUACAGAGAUGAUUACCUGAUCAAGAGGAAAAAAAUCAAACACUUUCAGCAAGUAACAUUGAUCAAUAAUAAACCUUUGACUGGAGAGGAGGAGGAAGUUUUGGGAAAACCAGUUAAUCUAACUCAUACUGGAGAGAAAUUUUAUGAAUAUAACAAAAAUGGGAAAGCCUUCAGUUACAAGGACAAUCUUCCUGAGCAUCAAAAUUGCCAAACUUUCAAGCAAGCUUUUGAAUGCACUAAAACUGAAAAACUUUAUGAUGAUGGUGCCUGUGUUACAGAUGAAAUUACUCACACAGGAGAAAAAUCCUGUAAAGAUGAUGAAUUUAGGAAAAACUGUGAUAUGAUGAGUCUCUUUGACCAAGAAAUAACUGCGAUGGGAGAGAAACACUCUAAUCUUAAGCAGUGUGGGAAAUCCUUCUCUGAGAAGUCACCUGUCAAGGAAUACAAUACAUUUAAUAUCACUGUGAAACACUAUGGAUGUAAUGCCAGUAGGAAUAACUUCAACAGGAGGUCUCAUCUCACUGAGCCUCAGAGAAUUGUUACAGAAGAGAAUGCAUUGGUAUGUAAUGACAAAACACAAACUGGGGAUAAAACCUUUGAAUAUCAUGAAAAUAGGAAAUUAGCCCACAGAGUACACCAGAGAACUCACUCUCAGAUAAAACCCUAUAAAUGCGAUGAAUGUGAGAAAUCCUUCUGCCAAAAAGGACAUCUCAUUCAACAUCAGAGAACCCACACAGGAGAGAAACCCUUUGAAUGUAAUGAAUGUGGAAAAACUUUCUCCCAGAAGUCACAUCUCAGCACGCAUCAGAGAAUUCACUCAGCAGAGAAACCCUAUAAAUGUAAAGAAUGUGGGAAAACAUUUGUGCAGAAAUCAACUCUCAGGGGACAUCAGAGAAUCCAUACAGGAGAGAAGCCCUAUGAAUGUAGUGAGUGUGGGAAAACUUUCGUUCAAAAGUCAACCCUCAGAGACCAUCAUAGAAUUCACACAGGGGAGAAAUCAUUUCAGUGUAAUGAAUGUGGGAAAACUUUUGGCCAGAAAUCAAACCUCAGAAUACAUCAGAGAACUCAUGGUGGUGAGAAAACUUAUCAAUGUAAUGAAUGUGAAAAAUCCUUCUGGCGAAAAGACCAUCUCAUCCAACAUCAGAAAAUACACACAGGAGAAAAGCCAUUUAAAUGUAAUGAAUGUGAGAAAACUUUUGCCAGGACAUCAACUCUCAGAGUUCAUCAGAGAGUUCACACUGGGGAGAAACCAUUUAAAUGUAAUGAAUGUGGGAAAAAAUUUGUCAGGAAGGCAAUCCUUAGUGAUCAUCAGAGAAUUCAUACAGGGGAGAAACCCUUUAUAUGUAAUAAGUGUGGGAAAACUUUUGGCCAGAAAUCAAACCUCAGAGUACAUCAGAGAACUCACAGUGGGGAGCAAUCUUAUGAAUGUAAUGAACAUGGAAAAUUGUGUAAGAAGUCAACCCUAAAUGUAUGGCAGAGAAUUCAGAGAGAGAGAAAACCCUAUUGAUACAAUAACUGUGAAAAAUCCUGGCUAAAAGACCAACCCAUUUGACCUCAGAAAAUUCUAACAGGAGAAAAA